GUUGUGUUCUAUAAGUUCCGUAGCUCUCUUUCUUAAUUAUUUAAUUGUUCAGUAAAAACUCUAACGCUCGUUAAAAUCAAAUGUAAUAGUUAAUAAUUUUUUUUUUUAGAUUUGAGUGGACAGCAGGGCCUGCAGCAGUUACAGACAGUCACCUAGGACCCCCUCAUUGUGUAUGUUGCGGAGGAAGUGAUACCAUCAUCGAUUGUCUUGGGUCCCCUUCAUGGUGGGGCGGGAAGGCAGCAUGUGACGGGCAGGGCCCGUGCUGAGUGAGCGAUCGGCCCGGCCAGGCCAGACUACGGAGGAGGGGGGGUAGGCUUGGAACCUGACCGCAACCAUGUUGAGCAUCAAACUCCCCCAGCUCUUCAGAAUCCACCAGGUUCCAAGGGUGUUCUGGGAGGACGGUAUUAUCUCUGGGUACCGGCACCCGCGUAGCUCCGCCUGGGACUGCGUACUGAGCACCUUGCAGAUGACCAAUGAGACCCUCAACAUCUGGACCCACUUCUUGCCCACCUGGUACUUCCUGUGGCGCCUGACUGCCCUCUCCUCCUCGCUGGACUUCCUGUCAGAGAGCUACACCUGGCCGCUGCUGGUCUACAUGCUCCUGAUCUGCGUGUACCCCUUCACCUCCAGCUGCGCCCACACCUUCAGCACCAUGUCCCCUGAAGCCCGCCACAUCUGCUACUUCUUUGACUACGGAGCCCUCAGCCUCUACAGCCUGGGCUGUGCUAUCAGCUAUGGCUUUUAUGUGAUGCCUGACUGCUGGGUGAACAGCUGGCUACAUCGGUACUUUGUGCCCAUCGCCGUUGGCAACACGCUAGUGUGCACCGGCCUAUCCUGCUACUCCAGGUCUUUGGAGCUGGAUUUCCCGCACAAGAGCAAGAUCCUGCGCACUGCAGCCUUUGUCUAUCCCUUCCUAUUUGACAAUUUUCCUCUGUUUUACAGGCUGCUGCUUUGCUGCAUGGGCAGUUGCGCUCACAGCCAGGCUGUGGCCAGCCACUGCUACUACCUCGUCUUUGCCUUCCUCACCUGCUUCCUGUUUGCCUCCCACCUCCCCGAGCGCCUGGCCCCCGGGCGCUUCGACUACAUAGGCCACAGCCACCAGCUCUUCCACAUCUGUGCCGUCGUCGGCACACACUUCCAGAUGGAGGCUGUGUUGCAGGAUAUGACAUCACGCCGCAGCUGGCUGAUGGUCCAUACUGAUGUCCCCUCCUUCCUGGGCACCAUUGGCACCUUGGGUCUGGCUUUCCUGCUCAACUUUGCCCUCAUUGGCCUAUUCAGUGCCACCCUCCUGUGGGCGCCCAAUCGCAGCACCUCUGAGGUUAAGGAGAAUUAAAAAAUAGCAUUUAGAACUGAAGCCUGUACCGUUUGUGCCAGCCAGUACAUGAGAACUUAAAAUGGCUUCCUGUCUUCAGUACGGAAAACAUUACAUAAUAUUUUGAUUGACUAUCAGCUGUGGUGAACAUUUACCCAUCUCUGGGAUUUUGUUUGGGUCAUUUUGUUGAGCAAGUACGUGAUUUUUUUUAAUGUGCUUUUUAUUGAAAGUCUUCAUAUCACUAAACCUCUUCUGUCAUCUUUGCUAGCAUAAUAUUAAUCUAAAAAUAAAUCAUAUGCUGGUUGUCUGUGGCAGCUUCACUAGGGUGUGGACUAUGGGUCAGGGAAUGUUGAGUAGAAUCCAAAUUCGCGCACUAGAUAAUUCUGUGGUUUUAGACUGAUUAUUAGUAAUCGUUGGUGUUAGCGGUGAUUGUGGGAUUGGCCGUCUCCUAAUCUCGAGGGUCCUUGGAUUUCAUUCCGAUAUGAUCUGAUCUGAUAUGUCUAAUGGAGGAUUUAUAAGAUAUUUAGCCCUGCCUCUGAAAUAGUGCAAGCUGCCCCGGCUAACUGGAUCGUUUUUUUCUUUUUGCUACAUUUAAGACAAUUAAACAGUUGUAUCAUUUAUAGGAUAAGCGGUUCAUAUGAAUGCAGGAAAUAGUGAUACGCCCACAAUGUGGAGGUCACCUCUGUGUGCGGAACCAGAGUGACCGCCAGCCGCCUCCGAGAUACGGUAGCUGAGCUGCUGGUUUGCUCUCGUUCUAAGGUCUGUAGCGUUCGACAGGUUUACACUCGGUUGCAGUGAGGGAUCUGCGACACCAGCCCCAGCAGCUGUACCUCACAGGCUUUCAGUCCUCCAUGGAGAACUACAGUCAGUGCGAGAGGCGAAAUCCAUUUCUGGUGUGUGGCUUGUAUUUCACUAAAGGUCUAAAUCAGCCAGGUUUCCCACCAAGUUAGUGUGUCAUUUGUUAGCUGGGUCAAACACAGGGUUCAUCACAUUGAGGUCCAUCAUCUGAACACCUUCUUCCUUGGGUGUUUCUAGAGUGAUAUUUUAGAUCACAAUGGUAGGGUAUAGAUUAUAAGCUAUAUUCAUUGCAACGGGUUCAUUGUUAAUUGUAUUUUCAUGUCAGAUAUCACAAACCAGUCAGAAAAACAACAUAACACAGUAGCAACUGCACUCUGGUUGACUGGUCUUGGCUUUGGGGGAAAAAAAGUUGUCUGGUUACUUUUCCAUCUCUGACCGUUAACAUAUUACUGGCCGACAGUGAGUGGUCCAUUCAUUCAGGUCAUUAACACUGGUUAUUGCUUUCCGUUUGAAACAGGUAUUUACUGGGGAAUGUUUCAUCAAGUUACAUUCUAUACUCAACAGCAUCUGUUGAUUUACGCUCUCUGUGGGAUUUAAGCACUUAUUGGCUUUUAAACGUCUUGCUUUAAUUGAUGGUAAAGCUAAACAAAGUAGCCAAAAAAAAAUGUACUCAAAGUACUCAAAGUAAGACUGUAUGCAGUAAAACUGAGAGCAGUCUAUAACUUUAGUGUGGGGGGGACAGCAAGAUGUUCUAUUUGUUAUAGCAAAAAAAGUAUUACAUGCAAUGCCUUUCACAAGAUUUGUGUGUAUUGGGCUGGAUUAACAAAGUGCCUUAUGUUUUAAUAACAGAGUAAUCUUAUUUUGCUUUUUGUGAAUCAAAUUUAUGUUAAAUGUAUUUUAACUGUUUGUACUGCCGCUUUAUUAAAUAUGUGCUUGGUAUAUGCGGGAAUUGUAGCACUCAAGCUGAAAUAAAGAAUGAUUUGCUUUGUA
This is a messenger RNA of Brienomyrus brachyistius, 3100 nucleotides long. RefSeq names its product membrane progestin receptor delta-like. Lineage: Eukaryota; Metazoa; Chordata; Actinopteri; Osteoglossiformes; Mormyridae. Gene Ontology annotation, cellular component: membrane. The transcript is spliced from 8 exons. The coding region runs from base 335 to 1333 and encodes 332 amino acids. Gene Ontology annotation, molecular function: signaling receptor activity. The record is from RefSeq and is a predicted model, not a curated record.